Seminavis robusta is the source of this 2922-nucleotide messenger RNA. The record is from the annotation of a GenBank genome assembly. Lineage: Eukaryota; Bacillariophyta; Bacillariophyceae; Naviculales; Naviculaceae.
CAUUCACAACAAGACCCACGACCGUCCGUACCGGUACGGGAACUAGUACCGGGUACAUCGUACUAAUGUACCUGUUGGUACACGUCCAACAAUGGCAAGACAAUGUCUGCAAUGGAGCAAUGGAAGGCUAUAGUACCAGAUAAUGGGUAACCGAGGCAUCAAUGCAGCUUCGGGAGGUGGCUAUGUGGGGCAGGAAGCAAGCUCUCGGCAGCUGCGCGAUUCAUUACACACGAAGCAUCAUUGAAGCCUGUGCCCCCGCCGAGAACAGGAACUUCGACGAACUGAAGAACUCGGCAUGCCCCUUUGCCUCCUUCUAUUAGUCUAGCUAGAUGAUAUUUUAUUCUGUUAACUUGCACCAUGUUCAAUUGCUCAGUAACUGGGUAAGGUGUCCUGCUCAUGCGAACGGCCCUUGUCUUGUCUUGUCUUGUCUUGAUCCUUGCCAAUUCUCGCUGGUGCACGUGGUGGAACGGCCGUUGGCGGACGAAAAACAUUUCCUGCUUGAUUGGAGGUGAGUGCACGCGUGGUGGACUGACUUGACCUGGGAAGUGUGGAGUUGACGAGGGAUUGGCUUGUGAGACUGCUUCCAUUGGGCCUGAACACACAUGUACGAGUAUGUCAUACGACUGUAGAGUAGCAUUGGCAUGAACAUUCCAGGUUUUCUGUGGGAUCCUUCCAAGUUUCUCUGCGAAGAUCGCCAUUUCUGGGUGAUGCUCUCUUUGACAUUUUUCUAGCUGGCUAGACAGCGGAGCGAGGACAAGGCGAAGCUAGGCAGCUCCGUACCAUGGAGGAAGCCAACUUCACCACACUACCACUCUAUGUUUCGAAAGAUGAUAAGGAGGAGGUACAGGCCGCUAUCAAGAGUCACCUUGAGGAAUCAGAUUGUCUCAAGUACCAAUGUUGCUCCAAUAGAUGGUGCAUGUUCUCGUCAGUCAAGAAGCCUCCGUUUCACAGCAAAUUCGGUAACACGUUCGUCGAAGCGGUCUGCUCCUUCCAUCAAAUGAGUAAAUGCCAGCAAUUGAGCCUUCUGAGUAUCUGGUGCGAAGAUGGAGCACGUUACACGCUGAAAGAAUACUCGGUGGAUGGAGAACCCAUUGUGUUGUGCGAGGACGGACUAUGGCGCAUUUUCGGUUUAUGCCGGAAGGAAUAUGUCGUCUCUGCACAAAGUACAGUAGCCCAUGCUCGACAAGGUGCUUGUCCGGAUAACUCCAUGGGAAGAGUAGCCGUGCAGCCAGAAGCAGUACCUUCCGCUCUCACGACUGUCGGAGAAGACCUCGCAGAGGCUCAGGAUGCCACACGGACCGAGAACGGAGUUGUGAUUCGUAUUGAGAUGACUGAUGAUCGUACAAGGGAGAAAAGGUUAGUGAGACGUUCGAGCAACGAAAGCACCGAAUCCUCCGUGGAAACAACCACAGGAGAUGCCGAACCAAACAAGGAGCAGAGAGGAACCGCCGAAAAAGCCAACAAAAUGCCUCCAAAAGGAAUAGUUCUCCCGUACACAAGAGAUGGACCCGAUAUCGAACAAAGUAUUCCCAUUUUGGUACGUUUGGAAGAUCACUUGAAUGGAGUUUGCAAGAGCGAGGAACAGCAGUUGCUUCAAGAGCAUCACAGGAAAAUCGUUGAAACAAAGCUGACAUACAACGAAAGCUGGAAAGAGGGAAGAAUCCAACAGUGGAAAAUUGACCCAUUGAAGAGCGAUGAUUCGCUGUUCCUCUGCCUGCAUCCAUCUACGUUUGUGCGCGCGGACAAGCAGAUAUUGGCUGCAAUUUACCAAGACUUUGACUUGAAGGGUGUUUUCAAUCAAGCGGUGGAGAAAUGGGACCUACGGGAGUUUUGCGGCAAGAUUUCUUCAUGUCUGUUGGCAAACCAACGGACGCCAAAGUUUUUCAAGUGCGCAAUUUUCGUUGCUAGAGUCUUCCAUGCUCUCAAGUUCUUUGAACGCGGUGAAGAGCCCUUGGAUUCUGGUGUUUGGCACCUGAUGCGCGGCGUGCUGUCUGCCACGGAAGAAGGAUUGAAGAGCAGCAACAAGCGCAAUGCACCCAAGAGCAGCGGCGACGACAAGCCACCGGCAAAGAAGGGACGAUGUGAGACUACACUCAAGCCCACAAGCCGUAGCAACGGGCAGCGCAAGAAAAGCUCAAAGAGCAACGCACCGCAAGCCAGUCCACAAGUCGUCCAGGCGUCCAUGACUCCCACCACCACCAACCAAACCCCCCAGCAAGGAAUUGGUGCUGGUCGGUCUGGGACGGAUGGCCCGCGAGAGGUCGCAACUGCGGCUGGGCCAUCCCCAAGAGACCACGCCAACAGGAACGAGCCUGACAAUGAAACUGGCGACACAUACGAGAGGCUAAUUCAAUGCCUACAGGCAGGAAUAGACGGACACGAAAAGGCAGCCGCCGAGUCGAAGCUCGCAGCAGAUUCACUCCGCGAUGCAAUGGCAAUUGUUGGAGAGCUCAAGAGAGGAGAAAACGACAAAGAAAAGCGAAUCAAGGAUCGCCUAUCAGAUAGCUUUCAAAAGGCACUACAGGACACGUUUAAAAAGAUGGGCCGCUGAGUGACGUGGUUUAUCGAAAGUUGCAGUAACCUCUUAUGGGAGGUAUUGACCAGGUUACUUUUGGCGCUCAUCAUGCAGCCCUGAACGUUUUGCAGUCAUCGCUUGGAGCGUUUCUUGGACUUGGUUCCUGCUCUUGACUGCUCCUUCUUUUUCUUCGGUUUCAAUUGGGGUGCAUUGGCAAACAAUAACACGUCCAGAAAUGAUUUUGGAUCUUUGAUGUCAUUUAUGCUCGUCAAAUAAACAGCCAACGGUAGUUUUCUAAAUUGUGCAUUGUCGGAUUCCAAAGGUACAUUCCAUUUUAUGUCUUGUGGAGUAUUAGUAGUUGCCUCCAAGUUUGCCAAUAAAGCAUUUUUCAAAUCAUUGACUUCUUG